Molecule: messenger RNA, 2527 nt
Organism: Xenopus laevis (African clawed frog)
Lineage: Eukaryota; Metazoa; Chordata; Amphibia; Anura; Pipidae
Gene: mllt1.S
Product: myeloid/lymphoid or mixed-lineage leukemia; translocated to, 1 S homeolog
Exons: 12
Coding region: 393-1955 (520 amino acids)
Biological process (GO): positive regulation of DNA-templated transcription
Cellular component (GO): nucleus; transcription elongation factor complex
Molecular function (GO): chromatin binding
Source: RefSeq, a predicted model, not a curated record
GGAAGCACCGCCCCGUCGGCCCCUCCGAUUGGGUAGGUCGGAUGUGGUACAUUCCAGUGUCUGAACAGCGGAUUACACGGUCGGAGUGGUCCAUUUCAAGGAGGAAGGGGGGUUAGGGCCUAGAUUGGUACUGUGGGGCCUGACUGAAUUUAUUUCUUGCUCGUCUCGCUGAACGGAGGGCUGUGGCGGUGAAAGAGUUCACGGUACCGGAGAAUGAGGUCGUUGUUGCAGUAAAAGGCCAAGAAGGAGGGAGAAAGACGGUCAGAGAGGAGAGACAUGGACAGCCAGGUACUAAGAGAGACUGCCAGUGCACUGUGCAGGUGAAGUUGGAGCUGGGUCAUCGUGCUCAGCUGAGGAAGAAACCCACCACAGAAGGGUUCACUCACGACUGGAUGGUGUUUGUCCGUGGUCCAGACCAGUUUGACAUACAGCAUUUUGUGGAAAAGGUGGUGUUCAGGUUGCAUGAUAGCUUUAAUCGACCCAAGAGAGCGUGCAAGGAACCUCCAUACAAAGUGGAAGAAUCUGGUUAUGCUGGCUUCAUUCUGCCAAUUGAGGUGUACUUUAAAAAUAAGGAGGAACCUAAAAAAGUUUGUUUUACCUAUGAUCUCUUCUUAAACUUGGAAGGAAAUCCACCUGUAAAUCACCUGCGCUGCGAGAAGUUGACCUUCAACAAUCCCACAAAGGAGUUCCGUAGGAAGUUGCUCAAAGCGGGUGGGGUAAUGGUAAUGCCAGAAGGGGCAGAGACAGUUUCCAGACCAAGUCCAGACUAUCCUAUGCUACCCACAAUACCCCUCUCUGCAUUCUCUGACCCAAAAAAGACUAAGCCUUCUCAUGGCUCAAAGGAUGGAAACAAAGAUGGCAGCAAGAUAUCAAAACCCCAUAAAGUAACAAAAGAGCACCGUGAACGGCCAAGAAAGGAUUCAGAAAGCAAAAGCAAAGAAAGUGAACAAAAUAAGCAAGUGAAGGAAUCUUCCUCGCGGAAGCCAGUUGAGAACAAGCCACUCAAGGAAGAAAAAGCCCCUCUUAAAGCUGCAUUCAAGGAACAAAAGCUUAAUCUUAAAGAACCUAAGUUAGAAAACAUGUCUCCUAAAGGAGGUCCAUCUGAUGUCAAGCCAUCCAACAAGAGGCCACCCAACACAGAUUCCCCCAAAUCAAGUAGCAAGAAGCCAAAAAAAGGCAUCUCCAAAGGACUUAAUGUUUCUGGAACAUCACCCAGAGGUCCUCCAAAUCCUACUACCAACUCUUCUUCUUCAUACCCAGAAAAAAAGCCAGUAAAGGAAAAGCCCAGCAGUAAACCAGAGAGGCCCAAAACUGAGAAUGAAGUGAAAAAGCCAACUGAGGCAGAGGAAUCAAACUCUGACGAAGAAGGUUCCUCAAAAUCAGAGUCUGUCCCAUCUAGCCCUUCCAAUAGCAGCUCCAGUUCGGACUCCACCUCCGAAUCUGACUUUGAACCACCUCAGAACCACAGUCAGGGCCCCCUUCGAUCAAUGGUGGAGGAUCUCCAGUCAGAAGAGUCUGAUGAUGACAGCUCUUGUGGAGAUGAGGCUGUUUUAAAGAAUAAGAUGUCAAAUCGAGAUUCCAGGAUGAGUCUUAGUGACAGUGGCAGUGAUAGCAGUGAUGACUCCUGCGCUCCUAGCCGAGGUCCAGCGCCCAUACAGAAGAUGCCACCAGCUAAUAACAAGAAUACUGGCCGUAGAAGUCCAGAGCCCUGCACUAAAUCGGAUAAGAUGCUAAAGAAAGGGUUGUAUGACAAGGCUUACACAGAUGAGUUGGUUGAUUUACACAGAAGGUUAAUGGCUCUUCGGGAGAGGAAUGUCCUACAGCAGAUUGUCAACCUCAUUGAAGAGACCGGCCAUUUUAAUGUCACCAACACAACUUUUGACUUUGAUUUAUUUUCUCUGGAUGAAACUACAGUGCGCAAGUUGCAGAGCUACCUAGAGGCCGGAGCCACAUGACCCCAAAGAAGAGGGGGAAAGAAGGAGAGGAACACACUGUGCAUAGGGCAAUUUGCACUCAGACAUUCUCCUCCCCAGUCCUCCUUGAACUAGUCCAGAUACCCAGUGAAGAGAGCCUUAGGGAUCAACCAGCCAUUUCUAACCAAUAGGAUCUCUCCCACAGAGCCACCUAGGCUUCUCCAGUCAUGUCUUCACUCCUGUGUGCAGCAUUUUAUCAAAUGGGAUUUUAUAAAUCCCCACUCCCAUGGAGAGCAUAUGGGUUAAGCUUAUGCUACUUUCAAAAUACAGAUAUAAAUCGACAGAACCUGCCUUGCCAAUCACCUUAUGCAGGGGUUUUAGGGGAGGGGUAAAUCAUAAACCUCUUGCACAGUUACAUAUUAGAUGACGAAAAUGGCCAUUAUCAUGUUCAUCUGUGAAAUGUUGAACACAAAGCAUGCAUUUUUUCUGUGCAUGCUCCACAAACAUUCCUUUUCCAUUACUAUCAUUUAGUCUAUGGUUAAAAUGCAUCCCAUAUGUUAUGAUACAGUUAUGUCUGUAUUUUGAGACUUUUCUUGGGGAAAAAAAUGAAGGUU